UUGGACCUUUAUUUUGAAAUGUAUUUAGUAGCAGAGAGCGGAUGUUGCACAGACAGAUUGUUGCUAGCUUCACAAAGCGCAUAAAUCAUAUUUCCAGCGAAAGGUGGAGAGUGAGAUACAAAGCCUGUGUCCUUAGUGUUUGUUAUGAUUUUGUUGGUGAAUAUUACAAGGAUUACAUCCGUCGUCGGCAAGAAGAGGCGAUUCUUGUCUGUCUGACAGUCGCUAAUUAAUUGUGUUCUCGCAUCUACCGUUGUUGCUAGCUAGUGUGAAGCGGUUAGCUGGACAGCGUUAACGUCAAUAGGAGCUAACAUUAACGUCAGGUCGGAAGCGAAGAUCAUCAGUGGUGCUGUUUGACGGCAAUUAUGUGAUUAAAGGAGCUCCAAACGUCAGUGUAUGUAGCCCUACAGCCUACCAGAGGACAAUGAAAAACAAUUAGCUGAAGGCUAACGAUAUACAGCUAGCUGUACGAUUUGUAUUUGCUUUCCUCACUGCCACGGUGCCGUGUAUCUGUCCACGUCUCGUCUACUGUGUUUAACGUUGCCAGCUGAGCUAGGCCACGUCCCUGCGGGCGUAUUUCAUCUUACCUACUGACAUUGGACGAAUUACAGUGAAGAUGCCUAAUGCGCUGAAGGAGGAAGGAGAGUAAAGAUCAGUAGAAAUGUGAAAAGUCUUGAACAUUCAUGACUGUCUGUCUGUGUAGUAUUUGCUUUUCCGAGCGGUUGCCGCAUAUUCACGGCAUGUCACGUAGACGGAUGUGUUUUACAGCGGGAGACUACUCUCACUGAGCUCUGUAGGUUGCCUGAACCUGAAGUAACGUUACAUUUUGUUUUUGAAAUGGUGGGGUUUGGUGCAAACCGACGUGGAGGCCGCCUCCCGUCCUUCAUCCUCAUCUUCUUGAUGGUGAUCAUCGCCAUACUGUCUUUUAACUACUGGACAGUGUCCAACAAGCACAGCCGCUUGCUAGAUGAGCUGGCGGAGGUGCAGACGCAGGUGAAGCGCACGGACGCGGCGCGGAGCCGGCUGGAGAAGCGGAACUCUGAGCUGAUGGUGCAGGUGGACACACACAGGAAGCAGAUCGACCAGAAGGAUGGAGACUACAGCGUCCUGGAGGGCAAGCUGCAGGGCCGGGAGGCGCUUAUCAAAAUGUGCUCUGAUGAAAAGAUGAAGGUGCAGGGUGAUGUCACAGCUCAAAUGACAGAAAUCCAGCGGCUGAAAGAGCAGCUAAAGGAUCUGAAUCAGGAGUUAAUGAAACAAGAAGAGCAGCUAAGAGAAGUGAAGAAAAAUAGCACUACCUUGGAAAGAAAACUGGAGUAUGAGAGUUUACAGUGUGGACGUCAGAUUGCACAACUCAAAGACGAGUAUGAAGAAACAAAAAAGAGCCUGGAGGAAGAAGCGUCCAAACUAAGACAGAGUAUAAUGGACGGCCAAAAGGGUGCAGUGGCAGGUAGACGAACCGAGGGAGCGCCCGGGGCGGAGAUGGUUGGAGAGCGCCAUACAGUGGCCACUCACCGGCAUGACAGUCCGGAUUUAAAAGAAGAGAUGGGUAAGCCUGGCAGUGAUGCUGGCAUGCCUGGUAUUGAAGACAGUGAGGUGGGGAAGAUUGACGAUGUGCAAUUUGCCUUGAAGAAACCCGCCAUCACUCAGAAGCAUGAUGAGGAUGUAGUUGUGGGAGCUGGUGCUGGACCUGGACCUGGACCUGGAGUCGGGGCAGCUGAUGGCCCUGGGGGCCAGGGCCUGUCUCUGGAUCAGCCCAGGCUGCAGCAGGACAGAGUGGAGGGCCGAGCAGCAGUGGUUGCACUUCCAGCCAUCAUCAAACAGGCAGACAAACCGAUAGUGUUUGAAGAAGACAACAAGGCAGUUAUCAAGGCAGACGAACUGGGAGAACAACAAAGACAACUUCAUGCUCCUGAUAAUGUCAAAGGUGACAUCGAACACUUGAAGGGGAUUCCUCUGCCUCCUAACCCUGCCCAGGUGCCCAAUCCCCUCCAGCUUCACCCCGCCAAAGACCAAGUUCAAGCAGAGCCCGUACACCACCGCCAGAGCCGGUUCUUUGAUGAGAACGAGUCCCCAGUAGAUCCGCAACACGGCUCUAAGCUAGCGGACUACAAUGGGGAUGAUGGGAACGUGGGUGAGUAUGAGGCCGACAAGCAGGCCGAGCUGGCCUACAAUGAGGAAGAGGAUGGUGAUGGUGGGGAGGAAGACGUUCAAGAUGAUGAAGAUCGAGACAUGCAAGGAGACCGGGCUGUGGAUUAUGGGAAAAGACAUCAAGCCAUUGACAUUCUUUGAAUGGGAACUCGUACAGCUGUAACUCAUUAAACAUAUUCAGACUUUCCUCUACAACCAAGGUCUUUUCUUGAGAAAAUAGUUUGAACAUCAAUAUGUUUAAGAAUGUAUAGAGUGCAUCCUCCAUGUCAUGGACUAUUAUGGAAAACAGACAUUGCAACUAAUGAAUUAUUCCGAAUAACGUACCAUAAUACAAAGAAAAAAAUCAUGGCAUUGUCCUGAGCUGCUGUUGAUUUGCUAACGGUUCCAAGUUAUGGCAGUAGAGAUGAUAUACUGUACACUGACUGUUGAGUUUUGUUAUUUGAUAACUGCCCCUGAGUGAUCUGAAAAGGGCCCACAGCUGAACUUCAAGGUCGAACUGUAUUUUUGUUUUUGCUAUGUCAGGUUGCUGUUGCUUGAUACAAACAAACUCUUCAACUGAGAUGUUUAUAAACGACACUAAUUUCUCUAACAUAAUUUUUGGACUUUUACAUGGAAGAUAAUUUUUUCGUUUACAGGAGUGGGAAUGCAUUGAAAAUGCCAAGGACUUUGCUUAUGGCCUAUUAAAUCAAUUUAUUUUCUUUGUGACAAGACACGUAAAAGUGCUCCUCGUUCUGUUUUUUUUAUGAUGCCAUUGCAUGCAUUUGAAACUUGUUUUUAUUAAUAAUCAAACUGAGCAAAAUACUGAUGCUUGAGCAAUACUUAGAGCGUUGUUAGUAUCCUCCACAGUGUGCAAAGAUUAACCAAGCACAUAUAGAACUGACAUACUGUACACAUGCUUCCAUUAAUGAGGUCUCUUGUACAUAAUGUAGUUGAACUGUGACCAUUUGUACUGAGGAAACCUAAUUCCUCACCUUUUAGGGAAAUCGUGAACAUGAAAUCAGUUCUGUUUGUGCAGCCAGGAAAAUUGAUUUCUCAUGAAAAGGCACAUUGAAUGUAAUUUUAUUUUAUUAAAGGUGAUGCUUCGUGUCAUUU
Cottoperca gobio is the source of this 3237-nucleotide messenger RNA. It is a transcript of the gene golm2, whose product is annotated as golgi membrane protein 2. The record is from RefSeq and is a predicted model, not a curated record. NCBI's taxonomy places the organism in Eukaryota, Metazoa, Chordata, Actinopteri, Perciformes, Bovichtidae.